Messenger RNA from Fundulus heteroclitus (mummichog), 1563 nucleotides. RefSeq names its product fructose-1,6-bisphosphatase 1. Lineage: Eukaryota; Metazoa; Chordata; Actinopteri; Cyprinodontiformes; Fundulidae. The record is from RefSeq and is a predicted model, not a curated record. Gene Ontology annotation, biological process: sucrose biosynthetic process; gluconeogenesis; fructose metabolic process. The coding region runs from base 100 to 1116 and encodes 338 amino acids. The transcript has 7 exons. Gene Ontology annotation, molecular function: fructose 1,6-bisphosphate 1-phosphatase activity. Gene Ontology annotation, cellular component: cytoplasm; cytosol.
CGCUGAGUUCCGCCUCGCAGGCAGCGCAUUUAAGUCCUGCAGCGCUUCCUCCAACUCCUGCCUGCAGACCCGCAGACGACUGCACGACCCUCCGCCGCCAUGUCCGACCGGGGAACCUUCGACACCAACGUGGUCACCAUGACCCGCUUCGUGAUGCAGGAGGGCAGGAAGGCGAAGGGCACCGGGGAGCUGACCACGCUGCUCAACUCGCUGGGCACGGCGGUGAAGGCCAUCUCCACCGCUGUGCGCAAAGCUGGGAUCGCCCAUCUCUAUGGCAUUGCAGGCAGCACCAAUGUGACGGGGGAUCAGGUGAAGAAGCUGGACAUCCUGUCCAACGACCUGGUCAUUAACAUGCUCAAGUCCUCCUUCACCUCCUGUGUGCUGGUGUCUGAGGAGAACGAGCAGGUUAUCGUUGUGGACCCAGAACAACGGGGAAAAUACAUUGUUUGCUUCGAUCCUCUGGAUGGCUCCUCCAACAUCGACUGUCUCGUCUCCAUUGGAACUAUAUUUGCUAUUUAUAAAAAGACCACAGACGAUGAGCCGAGUGAGAAGGACGCCCUGCAGCCCGGCAGGAACCUGGUGGCGGCGGGCUACGCGCUCUACGGCAGCGCCACCAUGAUCGUGCUCUCCACCGGCCAGGGGGUCAACUGCUUCAUGCUGGACCCAGCCAUAGGGGAAUUCAUCCUCGUUGAGCGAGACGUGAAGAUCAAGAAACGAGGAAAGAUCUACAGCCUGAAUGAAGGCUAUGCCAAGUACUUUGAGCCCGCUGUGACGGAGUACCUGCAGAGGAAGAAGUUCCCUCAGGACGGCAGUGAGCCGUACGGAGCGCGUUACAUCGGAUCCAUGGUGGCAGACGUCCACCGAACGCUGAUGUACGGUGGGAUCUUUUUAUACCCCGGCAAUCUGAAGAGCCCCAAGGGAAAGCUGCGGCUGCUGUAUGAGGGAAACCCCAUGGCUUUCAUCAUGGAGCAGGCGGGCGGCAUGGCCUCCACCGGCUUUGAGAACAUCCUGGACAUCCAGCCUGAUAGCAUCCAUCAGCGCGCUCCUGUGGCAAUGGGCUCGCCCGACGACGUCCUGGAGUACAUCGCCAUCUGCAAGAAGCACGCCACCAAGUGAAACGGGUCAUCCCUCCUCCAGCAGGAAAAAUAAAACCUCUGGUGCUUUUUAAGAGCGGCGAAGCAAAUGAAACGGUUUGGAUGCCAGCGUGUUUUAGGAUUGUUGUGACCAAAAGAUUAAGGAGAGAUUUUUCUAUGUGAAAACGGGUUCUAGUCAUAGAAAACCAACGAUGUUUGGGUUCAUUAGCCGACAAAUCCAGCAGGGUCGAUUUAGAAAAAUAUGCAAAGACCAACUUUGUGCCAAAAACAGACACAAAUAGAGUAAACCUAAUAUAAAGACAUUCCUCUUCAGUUUACAUAUAACCGUGCCUUAAUUAGCAAAAAUAUGCAUUAUAUAUGCAAAUGACCAAAUGUAAUGUAUGCACCAAAGCGUGAUGUUUUAUUUCCUGUGAAAUAACUACUGUUUGGAAAAAUGAUUUUAAAUAAACCAAAAUCUAUGAAGAUGUAA